AGUCAGGGUGUCUGAGGCGGUGGUUGAGGUGAUGGCCGCGGCGUUGCUGGAGCGCUACACGACAUCGAUUGUUUACCUCGUCUCGCCUCUCUCUUCCUCCCUCUCCCUGGCUCUUAAUUUGUUUUUAGUACUUAAGUCUGUCCGUAUCGAUGUUGGUAGCAUGUCAGCUCGGAAGAUCUUAGCCGGCCAGUCAAUAAUGGAAGAAGGUAUUCUUUCACUUCGGUGGAAUAAUCAUCGUUCGACGUUUUUCCAUGUUUUAUCAACACUUCAUCGUAAGGAACUGUACAGUGAUGUGACACUAGCGUGUGAUGGUAAAUUUUUUCCUGUGCACAAGAUGGUGCUCUCUGUUUGUAGUGAAUACUUUGAGGAAAUGUUUAAGCAAACAAAUUGCAAGCAUCCAAUAAUAGUACUUAAAGAUAUUCUACACGAUGACCUUGAGGCUCUCCUCAACUACAUGUAUGCGGGGGAAGCUAAUGUUGUGCAAAGUGACUUAGCCAGAUUAAUAAAGGCUGCCGAGUGCUUAAGAAUUAAGGGUUUGGCUGUCCCAGAUGAAGCCCCUCAAUUGAGUGACAGUAAAAGACCACACACAGAUGGGCACCGGGAUGAAACUUACCACCCAAAGCGGAGAAAACACGAUGAUCAUUCAAUAUCCCCAUCAAAGUCCAACCAGGGUCACACGAGAGAGAGACGGAACUCAGACGACAGAGACUCUUGCAAAGACACAAAUGAUACAGACUCGGUUAGUGAUCAUCAAACAGCCGGCCAUCGUGGCCCAAAUGCAGCCCUCCAGCAUCAUCAUUCCUCGAGCCCCAACUCAAAUCUGGAGAUGGAUCUUGGAAGAUCCAGCAGAGAAGAAAAUACCUGUACAGUCUCACAAGAUCUUGCCGAGGUUGUGUUAGAAGAGCAUACAAUUAUUAAGGAAGAAGUACCUGAGCCUAAACAUGAACAGGAGGAUGAGAUAACACAACUCACAGACUCUGAGGCAAGCAUAAGUUAUGACCCUAUAAAUUCUGUUGAUGAGAGAGGAGUCAGUGGCGUUGGCAUAUAUAAUCCUCAGAUGAUGUCCUCCCAUCCCCAAAAUGUUUUACAAGAUAUCAUGGUGCAAGGAGUACCUGGACCCUCAGGAAUGCCAGGAGACUCGCUGGCUCCGUGGGAGUCUAUGGCCGGGUUCUCCCUCGAAGGUUUGCCUUCUGACGAGUCUAGAAGUACCCAGGCAAUGGAUUCGGCAGGGUUCGUGGGUCUGGGCCAUCCUUGUCCGUUCUGCGGCAAGUCCUCCUUCAGAGACCAAUCCGACCUGAGACGUCAUAUACGCAUCCACACUGGGGAAAGACCUUACCGUUGUCCACGUUGUCCCUAUACUGCUACCAGAAAUGAGCAUCUUGUGGCUCAUCUCCGGAGAAAACAUGCAGUUGAACAUGCAGCCAGCAUGAAGGAGUUGCCCUCACAAUAAUAGAGCAAUAGUAGUUAGCAGCAGAGCACACACAAAAUAUCAAGUUAAAUUAUGCAAAACUGAAAUUCACACAUAUGAGACAUAGUGAUACAAAUAAUACAACCUGUCAUCCAAAAAAUUAUAAUACAGUACCUGUAAUACAAAAUAUGGACUCUUGCAAGCCCCCUCCCCCCCCCCCCAACCCCCCAAAAAAAAGGUUCACAUUUCGUAAUGUUAAUCUUGUAAAAUGCCCGAGAAGAAGGGAAUAACCAAACCUAACUUUUCCUAGGCCUAGUAUAGUAUAUCUACUAAAUUAGGCCAAAACUUGCAUAUAUAGGCCUAGAACUGGUUAGGUUAUAUUUAUGGAUACUGUUUCACUUUUUGUUAUGUCCUUUAAUAUUCCAAUAAUAUGAAUCAUAAGCUUUUGUUGAAUACGACAGUCCAUAUUUUGUACAUUCUUUCAUUUGUGAGAGGAUGGGUUGAAUAAUACAUAGUACUGUAAUAAGAAUCUUUAAUGCCCACAAAUCCUAGUAUAAAUAGGCGAGGUUGCAGUGUUCAGGACAAUGAUUCUGAAAUUGGAAGUGAACAUUACUACAUUACAAAGCUGGUGAUAUUUUAAUGGAAUACAUUAUGAAAAAGUAAUAUUUAUGAACAUUUAGCCUAAAUAUAAUGAAAUGAAAACAAUAUCUGGAUGCAGUUACAGAAAAUGAAUUAAUGGAAAUUGAUAACAUUAUAAGAUCUCAGCAAAGGAAAACUAAAGAGAGCAUAUAAUGUAAAAAUGGUAAUUUGAAUAUUGCAGUUAGUGUAAUGCAACAGGGAGUGGGAGUUAGGCUUCAUGUCUUGUUGUAUUAGCAGCUCUCUAAACAGAUAAUAAUUACAAUGAUGUUAAAAAAAAUAAGACACCAUUAGUAAUCAUUACACAAGACCAUCACUGAUGGUGAUAGUUACCAAACACUUUAGCAAACAGGCUGGUAGAUGGUUCUAACAAGUUAAGUGAGAAGGUGGCGGAGGCCAAAACCGUCAGUAGCUUCAAAGCGUUAUACGACAGAGUACUGGGACACCAUGAGCGUAGCUCUCAUCCUGUAACUACACCUUGAUAUCACUUUGGUAAUUGCAACACAAAGCCACCAUUGAUAGUGAUAGUAACUAUUACACAACACAAGGCCACCAAUGAUAGUGAUAGUAACCAUUACACAACAACACUAGGCCACCAAUGAUAGUGCUAAAAUACUGGUGGUAAAUUAACCUACCAAAGAUCAUUUGUUGUUGUUGUUGUAACAGAAACAUCUUGAAAAAUCACAGACAAGUAAUAUUGUCUUGGACUAACAAUUAUAAUGCAACUAUGGGGACCAUAUAUUAGUGUUAUGAUGGUCCUGAAGUGUCCUGUAAAGUGUAGUGUGUGGUGUCCCGGGAGCACUGUACCCACCUGUAGGUGUCAUAGUGCCCUUAACACACACACACAAGUUGCCAUGGUACUAUAGUGCCCAGAACACAUGUGUUGUCAUGUUAUUUGUAGUGCCCUCAGCCACAUACGAUGCCAUAUUAUAGUGCCUUUGACAACACACAUUGCCAUGGUAUUAUAGUCCCCUCGACAACACACACAUUGCCAUAGUUUUAUAAUGCCCUUGACAACACACAUUGACAUGGUAUUAUAGUGCCCUUGACAACUCAAAUCUCCUUAGUAUUAUAGUACCCUGACAACACACACAUUGCCAUGGUAUUAUAGUGCCCUUGACAACACACAUUGCUGUGGUAUUAUAGUGCCCUUGACAACACACAUUACCUUGGUAUUAUAGUGCCCUUGACAACACAAAUCACCAUAGUAUUAUAGUGCCCUUGACAACACACAUCACCAUGGUAUUAUAGUGCCCUUGACAACACACAUCACCAUGGUAUUAUAGUGUCCUUGACAACACACAUCACCAUGGUAUUAUAGUGCCCUUGACAACACACAUCACCAUGGUAUUAUAGUGCCCUUGACAACACACAUCACCAUGGUAUUAUAGUGCCCUUGACAACACACAUCACCAUGGUAUUAUAGUGCCCUUGACAACACACAUCGCCGUGGUAUUAUAGUGCUCUUGACAACACACAUCGCUGUGGUAUUAUAGUGCCCUUGACAACACACAUCGCCGUGGUAUUAUAGUGCCCUUGACAACACACAUCGCCGUGGUAUUAUAGUGCUCUUGACAACACACAUCGCUGUGGUAUUAUAGUGCCCUUGACAACACACAUCGCCGUGGUAUUAUAGUGCCCUUGACAACAUACACAUUGCCAUGGUAUUAUAGUGUCCUUGAUAACACACAUCGCCGUGGUAUUAUAGUCCCUUGACAACACAUGUUGCCAUAGUAUUUUAGUCCCCUUGACAAUUUACAUAGUAUUUUUGUCCCCUUGACAAUGCAAAUUGCCAUGGUAUUAUAGUCCUCUUAGCAACACAUAUUGCCAUGGUAUUAUAGAGAUCUUGAUAACACAUGAUGCCAUAGAAUUAUAGAGCCCUUGACAACACAUGUUGCCAUGGUAUUAUAGUGAUCUUGACAACAUUGCCAUGGUAUUAUAGUGAUCUUCACAACAUUGCCAUGGUAUUAUUGUGAUCUUGACAAGUUGCCAUGGUAUUAUUAUGAUCUUGACAACAUUGCCAUGGUAUUAGAGUGCUCUUGACAACGCAUAUUGCCAUCGUAUUAUACUAUAUUCCCCUUAACACAUGUUGUCAUGGAAUUAUAGAGCCCCUGACAACACACAUGUUGCCAUAGAACUGUGGCAUCCUUGCAAUAUGCUUGUGUUAUGGGAGUACUGUGGUUUGGUGUCUUGGCAACACUUCAGUGAUAUGAUAAAACUGUGGUGGCAGCAGUGUGAUGUUCUGGCACUCUGGUGUCCCAGCAACACACUGUGAUGUCCUGGCAACACAUUAUGGUGUUUUGGCAGCACACUGUGAUGUAACCAACAGCACACUGUGAUGUAACCAACAGCACACUGUGAUGUAACCAACAGCACACUGUGAUGUAACCAACAGCACACUGUGAUGUAACCAACAGCACACUGUGAUGUAACCAACAGCACACUGUGAUGUAACCAACAGCACACUGUGAUGUAACCAACAGCACACUGUGAUGUAACCAACAGCACACUGUGAUGUAACCAACAGCACACUGUGAUGUAACCAACAGCACACUGUGAUGUAACCAACAGCACACUGUGAUGUAACCAACAGCACACUGUGAUGUAACCAACAGCACACUGUGAUGUAACCAACAGCACACUGUGAUGUAACCAACAGCACACUGUGAUGUAACCAACAGCACACUGUGAUGUAACCAACAGCACACUGUGAUGUAACCAACAGCACACUGUGAUGUAACCAACAGCACACUGUGAUGUAACCAACAGCACACUGUGAUGUAACCAACAGCACACUGUGAUGUAACCAACAGCACACUGUGAUGUAACCAACAGCACACUGUGAUGUAACCAACAGCACACUGUGAUGUAACCAACAGCACACUGUGAUGUAACCAACAGCACACUGUGGUGUCCCAACAAUGCACUGUGGUGUCCCAACAACACACUGUGGUGGCCCAACAACACACUGUGGUGUCAAAACAACACACUGUGGUGUUCCAGUAAUAUACUGUAAUACCUGGAGCAUACCCAGAAAGAGUUUCGAGAGUUUUGCUGCCUGAGUCCAGCCUGGGGCCCCAGGCUUGGCUUGUGAUAACUUGGUCCAACAGGCUGUUGUUUGGAAUGGCCCGUAGGCCCACAUAUCCACUACAACCCAGUUUGUCCCAGCAGCAUAGUGUGGUAUUCCAGCAAUAUUAUGGUCUGCCAGCAACACAAUAACGAGAUAGAUAAAUAAACACCCACCACCCACACCAGUACAAUGUGUGAAAUAAUUCGCUAGGCAAUUUAAAGAAUCAUGCUUUCCCUGGCUGGAGAUGCAGUGUUCCAAAUGAAACGAGUCAAGUGACAUAUUUCUUGACAUCUAUAAUAUUAUACAUGUUGUGGAAUAAAUUAUUUUAUACAAAGAAGCAUGUGAGAGAUGGUUUACUUUUACAAGGUGUUGAAAGUUUUUUUCUUCAUGUAUGGAAAUUAGUUUAUCUUAAAUUAUAUUUUCAAUAUAAUCUUGGUGCCUUGAAAACUUCAUGGAUUUGUGAAGUAAAAUAAUAUGGCUGUACUUGCAUUUUCUGCAAAUCUAUUACAUUUUUGCACUAAGUGUUGAUUGACUAAGUAGGUUGUCAUAUUAGGUUAGUUGGAACAUUCAUCUGUUACUACUACAGUAGCAGCAACAAUGUAAUGAGUAACACUCGUAACUGAAACAGUGCCUUUAAUAAUGGCCGUUUUUAACUAACUUAAUGCUUCAUGUUGUUGUCAAAGCAGAAAAGUACUUGACAUCCUUCUGAAUUAUGUAUGUUAAUAAGAAAUAAAAAUAUAAUGAU
Messenger RNA from Procambarus clarkii (red swamp crayfish), 5859 nucleotides. Its product is annotated as protein abrupt. The record is from RefSeq and is a predicted model, not a curated record. Gene Ontology annotation, molecular function: protein binding. Gene Ontology annotation, cellular component: nucleus. Gene Ontology annotation, biological process: regulation of transcription by RNA polymerase II. NCBI's taxonomy places the organism in Eukaryota, Metazoa, Arthropoda, Malacostraca, Decapoda, Cambaridae.